UUUCAGGCUAAGUCAUGUCUAUUUUGGAGAGUCUUGCAAUAGCUUAUUCUAAGAUCAGGACUUGGCUCUUUGUUGUGGUGGUGAAGUUUGCAAGCCUACAUUACUACUUUCCAGUCCAGGUGUGCAAAGUCAUGAAGAUGUAAGGAAUGAUAUUACUCAAGAUUUGAUUUACAGCGCUUCUGAAGACAGUAAUAUGGGCUCCAGGUUUUUCCAUGCAAGAAAAAAAAGUAACUUUUUGUUAGUGGGAAGUGAUGAUAGCCAUUGCAGACUAUCGAUGAGACAGACUAAACCUAGCAAAGCAGCGUGUGUGACUGAUUUCUCUUCUCACGUAGGCCAGUACAAACUGAAAAUACUCCAUGUGACACCGAUGCCAUUAAUCCUGGUUAACGGAAAUAAAAUGAGAGUAUAACUGGAUGUAUUCUGUUUAAAGACAAGAUACUGAAAUAAGCAGCUGAUGCACAUACUUGAGUCUUUUCCUGACUGAUAACUAUGGAACAUACAAGCUUUAUAUAUGAUCUAUUUUCUCUGCAUGCCUCCUGUUACUAUUAAGCAUCAAAUAUACAUGAAGUUUAUUCUUAACUCCUUAUGGAGAAAUAGAGUAGUAUGAUAGUUUUAUUCUUGUUUUACAGAUGCAGAAUUGAAGAAUAAAAAAACUUGCACAAUUUGUUGUAAGGCUAAACAUAAGUCUUUAGUAAAGGGGCAAGACCAGAAAUAGAAACCAAAUCUCUGCUUUUGCAGCAAAUGGAAAGUUAAUGGUCUCAGUCCUUCUGCCUUCCAAAUCACACUGAGCUGGGGGGGCAGGUGGGAGCACACUGGCACUGCUGUAAUGUUUCAGAUCGCGUAAAGAUACAGUCUGUGGGUUCUACAUGCUGAGAUUGGCCUGUCUGCUGCAGUCAGUGUUUCUGUUUUGAAACUUCAUUUACCACAGCAGAAACCACACUAGGAGGAGGGAAAUUUGUAAAAAAAAAAAAAAAAAAAAAAAAUCGACAAAAAAACAUCUUUUCAUGCUAUUAGUUUAAAAAUAAUGUAACAGACAAAUGCAUGACUUUUGCUACUUUAAAAUGUGCUCAAGGAAUAUAAAUGUUUUUGUGCAAGGAUAGAAAAAUGUCAAAAGACACAGGCAAACAAAAAACUAUUUGGAAAAACAGUGGAUGUAAUUUCCCUUGUCUGUGAUGAACUGGCUGCCUCCAGUCAGUUCAGCUUAGUGACUAUGGAUUAGCCUGAUAAGCAGUACAGAUUUUAAAAACUUUUAAAGAAAAAAGGUGUGAAAAGUGAGCUGUCAGGGAUGUUUUUAGCUAUCCUGCCCCUGAUUCAGCAGUACCCCUGCCAAAUUUAUUCCUAUACAGCAUGAAGCCAGAUUUAUCAGCUAUUAUAAGAAAGCCUGUCAGAAUGGGGCUGACAGUGACCUUAAGAGAUCACCCAGUCUGUCCCACUGGCCGAAUCAGCUAAAUAAGUGUAAUUUCUGGUAGAUGUUUCUCUUAUCUGUUCUUUGAAAGAUCCAGCAGCCCUCCCAGGUGACCCGUCCUCAUGUGUCACUCCUCUUCCCACAAGGCGUUACUCCCAAUGCCUCCUUUCUGGCUGAAACUGAGCUCCGUUCCUUUUCUUCCUUGUUCAUGGUGGACAUGGAGGAUAGAUUAUCUUUCUCGGGUAAAGAUUUACAAUGAUUAUAUUUUACUGUUUGGCUCAAAGACAGCUAGAAGUCAGCAAGUUAAUCAGGAAAACGGUGGUGACUUUAACUUACAAAAGCAGCUAUACGUUGCAUGCACAGGAGGAUGAACACUAUUACUCUAGUAAUAGUGAAGUAUACUACAAAAACCCCUUAAGGUCUGCUUAAGGAAGUAACAACGGUCAAGGACUAUUAAUUCAGACAGUUUCCCACCGUUUGUGUUAAUAUGCUUUAUUUCCCCCUUUCUUUGUCUCUCUUUUGUAUCUUAAGAACUAGAAUGGCAUCCCUGGAGGAAGAGCUUAAAGGGGUUUGAAAAGUCUUGAAGAGCCACAGAUUCACUUUUUCUCUUCCCCAUUAUGCUCUUGUGGCCACUUGCAGUGAGAAGCUCCUUGCCAGCAGCUGCAGCGUCAGGGCUGGUCUCGGUGUUGCUCCAUGGGUGCAUCUCUCGUGGCAGGAGGUGCUGGAGAUUGAAUCACAACUUGGAGCUUGGGAUUCUGCCCCUGGGCCCAUGGACAAGCAAUUUAGCAAUAGUUGUGUUGUUCUUUGCCCAACCCUAGGAAUGUCCAUUUUGAAUCUAUAAACAUGAAGAAUGUCCUUCACUGGUCAGCACCAGAAGGCACAGGAGAUGGAGUACUCUACAAAGUGAAGUAUUCAGUAUACGGUGUUGGUAAAUGGAUUCGAAAGCCAGAAUGCAGGAAUAUCAACAGAACGUGGUGUGACCUCUCCAGUGAGACCUCUGACUAUGAAGAACAAUAUUAUGCGAGUGUUAAAGCCUUCUUAAAUGGGAUGUGCUCUGACUGGAUGGAGACCACACGAUUCAACCCUCUUACAGACACUAAAAUUGAUCCACCAAUGAUAAAUGUAUCUUCUACUGAGAAAUCGAUUUCAAUCAUUCUGACUGCUCCUGAGAAGUGGAAGAGAAGUCCUGAGGGAGAAUCCGUAUCUCUGCUUCAGGUAUAUCCUGGCUUGCAAUACAACGUGUCUGUCCUCAACAAGAAAACAAAGAAGCGGUGGUGGUUCUCCAUUAGCAACAAUACCUUGGUUGUGCCCUGGUUAGAACCUGGAACAGCUUAUUGUGUCAGUGCACAGAUACAUGUCAGCACACCACUUUUGCACAGUGGGUUCUCCAAAGAAUAUUGUAUUGCUACCUUGAAAGAUAAAACAGCAGAUGAGACUAUAACAAUCGUAUUUGGAUGUGUUCUGCCUAUCAUAUUGGCUGUCCUUUUUAUUUCAAUGGCGUGCUAUUGUGUGCACAGGUAUAUUCACGUCAGCAAACAGAAGCAUCCAACAAACCUGGUAUGGCAUUACACUGACAAGUGCAAGGAAAGUGUUUUCAUACCAUGUGAUAAAAUAGUGGUCAACCUUAUCACUGUUAACGUGGAUGAGUACAAGCCAUCUCAGGAAUACAGUCAUCUCUCAGAACGGAAAAGUCCCCAUUAUUACACUGUUUACAAUGGCAUUGAAGGGAAUGAUUUGCCUUCAAAAGAAAUGCUGGAAACAAAACACUUGCUUGAUAUUUCACAUGAAGAGGUUUCACACAAAGAGGAUAUUUUAGCAGAAGGGGACCAAGCUGGGAACUGGCCAUCUUAUAGCCAGCCCAGAACAAAGAAUACUUUGAGACAGAAAAAUGCAUUGACUGUAGAGUAUGAGCAUGAUGUAAAGGCUGAAGACUUCAGUCCCAGUCAGAAACUAGAAGAGAAGACUUCUGUCUCCAGGGGACUACUAGGUGAGCCACAGAUUGCUUUGGAGGCCUUGGUUAAUAUGAAAACAGGACAGCCAUACUGCCCCCAACUAGAGCUGAGGGCAGCAGAACCUUGUUUGGGACAGAAAAUAGAGGAAUUUAAUUUGAAGAUGGUUGAUGGAGCAGAUGAAUUGCCAGGUGAGACCCAUAUCAACUUGGUGGACUUGGAUACUGAAAAAUCUGGGCAGAUGUCCUAUCCUCAGCUGGAAGAAAUGUCGCAGGGCCUCAUGGAGAAAGGAGGUGAAGAGACCAUAUUAGUAAAUUGGGAUCCUCACACUGGAAGACUGUAUAUUCCUACCUUGUGCAGCGUUGAAAAUCAGGUAUGUGAGGCAGUAUUCAAGUGUGAUGAUCCUGACAAAGAGGGAAUUUUGUCCAGACUGUAUGAGAAGGAGGUAUCUGAUGAAUUAUCAGAGGACCAAGAAAUGUAUCUCCUGCAAUUCAAGGAACAAUGGGGACUGCAUGUAGAAAUGGAACACUGAACAAUAAUUUUCUAAAAUAUUCUAAAAAGCAAAAUCUUGUUUACUUAGCCAAAGAGAGUGAUGGACUCAGUGGAACAAACACAUCUUAAUGUACUGAAGUUUUCAGAACCAUCACAGUUGAACAACUUAUUUUCUUUUAUUUAUAACAGUUUCCAGACGUGACGUAAGUGAUUCUGACUUCCAUCAUAAACAUUUCAGGUAAAAUAUGAUGGUUAUGAAGUUACUUUCUUUUUUAAAAAAUAUGUAUUUUUACACAGGAUGCUGUUAGGAUUUUCACACUGUUAUUCCUACAAAAAAAAAAAAAAAUAGAGUUUGAAAGCAGUUAUUUUUAGCAAAUAAAACGCAACAACAUGACCUA
Tyto alba (common barn owl) is the source of this 4244-nucleotide messenger RNA. It is a transcript of the gene IL20RA, whose product is annotated as interleukin 20 receptor subunit alpha. Bases 2249 to 3886 code for a protein of 545 amino acids. The transcript is spliced from 7 exons. The record is from RefSeq and is a predicted model, not a curated record. Lineage: Eukaryota; Metazoa; Chordata; Aves; Strigiformes; Tytonidae. Gene Ontology annotation, molecular function: interleukin-20 binding.